This is a messenger RNA of Ylistrum balloti, 591 nucleotides long. Its product is annotated as perlucin-like. The coding region runs from base 1 to 591 and encodes 196 amino acids. The record is from RefSeq and is a predicted model, not a curated record. Lineage: Eukaryota; Metazoa; Mollusca; Bivalvia; Pectinida; Pectinidae. The transcript has 4 exons.
AUGGAAUUAUUUAAAUCUUUCUCUUUGGCAAUACUUGUCGGUUUUAUUAGUGGUGGGCUGUUCAUAUUGGAGCGAAAGUUAAGUUUCCUGAUUGUUAUUUAUGAAAAAAGCACAGAGGCACACGAACGUUCAAUGACCGAAGCAGAAAAACUCACAGCGGCAUACAAUCAACACGUGACCAGAAGUAACCAGCAAAAUCAUGAGUGUCCACCAGGAUGGAAAAAACAUAUGAAACGUUGCUACUUCUUCAGUCGUCAGACAGGCUCGUGGGCAGAGGCUGGGAGCUACUGCCGGAAUUUCAACGCAAAACUUGCGGAACCUAAGGACGAAGCCGAAUUUGUUUUCAUUCGUAACACGAUUAAAAGCAGAAUUCGAGUCAAUAAUGAAUACUAUUUAGGAGGGACUGACAUCUGUUAUGAGGGAGAGUGGAUUUGGGCCAGCACCAUGGAACCCAUCACUAAUGCACAUUGGUCUCCCGGAGAACCAAAUAACUACUUUUUAAAAGAGAAUUGUAUGACGGUUUUACUAAACGGCCUCUGGAAUGAUAUAUCAUGUGAAACAUCACUUCCAUUUGUGUGUGAAAUUGCGUAA